Molecule: messenger RNA, 1301 nt
Organism: Boleophthalmus pectinirostris (great blue-spotted mudskipper)
Lineage: Eukaryota; Metazoa; Chordata; Actinopteri; Gobiiformes; Gobiidae
Product: structural maintenance of chromosomes protein 2-like
Exons: 8
Coding region: 67-1137 (356 amino acids)
Source: RefSeq, a predicted model, not a curated record
GAGCUGGAGGAACUGCGUCGGGAGCAAGCUGGUUAUGAGCAGCAGAUCCAAGCUGUGGAGGAGGCCAUGAAAGCCAUUCAGGAGCAGAUAGACACCAUGUCUUCUACAGUGUCUCAGAAUAAGGAUGCAGUGCGUAAAGCCCAGGAAGAACUGGCCAAGCAGAAGGAAGUGAUUAUGGCUCAGGACAAAGAGCUUAAGGUGAAAAGCUCAGAAGCAAAUAAAAUCAGAGAGCAGAAUAACGAGGUGCAACUCAAAAUCAAGGAAAUGGAUCACAAUAUCAAUAAACACCACAAAGAAAGCCAGGAUGCCGCUGAUAAGGUGUCCCGCAUGCUGGAGGAACAUGACUGGAUACAGUCAGAGCGCCACUUAUUUGGUCAGCCAAACUCGUCCUAUGACUUUAAGACCAACAACCCUCGUGAGGCUGGUCAGCGUCUCAAGAAGCUGGAGGAGACCACCACAAAACUGGAAAGAAAUGUUAAUAAGAGAGCCAUGAACAUGCUCAAUGAGGCAGAGGAGAGGUACAAUGAACUGAUGAAAAAGAAAAGGAUAGUGGAAAACGAUAAAGCCAAGAUCUUACAGACUAUUGAGGAGUUGGACCAGAAGAAAAAUGAAGCCCUUAAUUUGGCAUGGCAGAAGGUCAACAAAGACUUUGGCUCUAUUUUCUCCUCUCUGCUGCCAGGAGCUACAGCUAAACUAGCCCCCCCACAGGGAUGUGGAGUCCUUGAGGGUCUGGAGUUUAAAGUUGCUUUGGGCAACACAUGGAAAGAAAACCUGACUGAACUCAGUGGUGGACAAAGAUCGCUGGUGGCCCUGUCUCUUAUUCUGGCCAUGUUGUUGUUCAAACCUGCUCCCAUCUACAUCUUGGAUGAGGUUGAUGCAGCUCUGGAUCUUUCACACACGCAAAACAUCGGACAAAUGCUGAGGACUCAUUUCAGGCACUCCCAGUUCAUUGUCGUUUCCCUAAAGGAUGGCAUGUUCACCAAUGCCAAUGUGUUGUUUAAAACCAAGUUUGUUGAUGGUAUGUCUACGGUGAGCCGAUCUGCACUCAGCCAAAGCGACGCAAACCUUCCUCAAAAAGGUCAAGACAAGUCUCGCCAAAAGGACAAGCAGAGAACCAAGUCCAGAGAUGUCAUUUAAAUCUGGUGUAAAUGUGUAUCUUUUCUUUUUUCCCAAACUACCAACUGAUCAAUAUCUAUUUUCUGAAGCACUUCAUAUAUUUACUGUUUAUAUGUUUGUCUGAUUAAGCAUUUUAUAACCUGUACAUUUUUUAAACUCAUCAGUAAAAAAUGAAUGUAAAAACA